Nicotiana attenuata is the source of this 537-nucleotide messenger RNA. RefSeq names its product cytoskeleton protein RodZ-like. The record is from RefSeq and is a predicted model, not a curated record. Bases 1 to 537 code for a protein of 178 amino acids. Lineage: Eukaryota; Viridiplantae; Streptophyta; Magnoliopsida; Solanales; Solanaceae. The transcript is spliced from 4 exons.
AUGGUCAUUGAAGAUGACAGAAAAGCUAGUGAAAAGGGGGUUUCCCUUCAAAGGAGACAACGAUCUUCAUCAGCUCAACCGGGUGCUCAACCGGGAGAGCUUAAAACCCUAACCGAAGUUGCUUCUCAACCUACAACGCCAACAACUUCAUGCCCCUCUACACCAGCUGCAUCUUCGCCACCAGCAUCUGUUGCAUCUCCUUCGCCGGCCACAGACGCCCAAGAGGAGGGUGCUUCUCCUCCGAGUCCCCUGACCACAGGAAUUUGGAGCACAAUUACUCACCCCCUUCUCCAGAUUCUCGAGGAAGGAGGAGUGCCAAUGGAGCUUGCCAACUAUCUAAAGUUGUUGGCUUCAGAGAAGGAUAAGAAGAAGAUACACUCCCUUUCAGGGGAUUGCAUGUUGAAUAACGCCAUGCAUAAUGCGACAGCGGAUCAGUUGUUGGCUGAAAGGAAUCAACUUGUUGCGCGCCUCCCUGUGCUAGAGGCAAAGGCUACUGAAGCGGCCGAACUUGAGGCUCGAUUGCAGCAAAGUAAGUAG